AUGUGGAAAAGAUAUAGGGGGGCUAUGGUGUCGGAGAUCUUGAGUGGCGGCAUAGGUGGGGAUGGAGUCGAUGGCGUGGAGGUGGGUGGGGCUGGAAGCAUAGACAGAGGGGAACAAAGAGCUGGGGAAGAAGAUAGAGAAACAAAGAAAGAGGGAGACAGAGAGUACCUCGAUGGCUUCGGUGGGUCUAGCUAG
Molecule: messenger RNA, 195 nt
Organism: Ilex paraguariensis (yerba mate)
Lineage: Eukaryota; Viridiplantae; Streptophyta; Magnoliopsida; Aquifoliales; Aquifoliaceae
Source: the annotation of a GenBank genome assembly